AUGGAGAACAUCAAGUGCAUCUAUUAUGUUGCAGUGUUGUUUGUUCACCAUUUCAUGUCUAGCUUAGCUAUGCCUGCCAAAAACUUAACCACAGAUCAAUCUGCUCUUCUUCAAUUCAAAACACAUAUCACUUCCGAUCCUUACCGUCUGUUGGCGGAUAAUUGGUCCAUUUCUAAUCCAGUCUGCCGAUGGGUUGGAAUUUCUUGUGAUGCUCGCCAUGGAAGAGUCAAAACCUUGAAUCUUUCAUCAAUGGAGCUUGGAGGCACCAUUCCUCCGCACCUAGGUAAUCUCUCAUUCCUAGUGAAUCUUGACCUUGGUGACAAUAAUUUCCAUGGCCAUCUGCCCAAUGAACUGGGACAAUUACGCCGAUUGAGAGGCUUUUCUAUCGGCAACAACAAAAUAAGUGGAGUUGUUCCAACAUGGAUCGAUAGCUUAUCUAAAAUCCACUUUUUGUAUCUUUAUAAUAACAGUUUCACCAGUACCAUCUCGCAUUCUCUCUUCAAUUUAACAACACUAGAGGUCUUGAGUCUACGAGGCAAUAAUAUUGAAGGAAGCAUAUCGUCAGAGAUUGGGAAGCUCACCAAUUUGAAAAUUUUCGACAUGGCAAGAAACCACCUUUCAGGCACCAUGCCUUGGAGUAGCAUGGGCAACAUUUCCUCAUUACAUAGUCUUAGUUUAACCAACAAUAGCUUGUUUGGCAGUCUACCCAAUGAUAUUUGCAAUCGUCUUCCAAACCUUGAAUUUCUUUCUUUAUCCAUCAAUGGACUUUCUGGUCAGCUUCCGGCGAGUUUAUGUGAUUGCAGCAAGCUUCAUACAUUGUCAUUGUCGUAUAAUAAAUUCACAGGACACAUACCAAAUGCUAUUGGAAAUUUGAGUAAGCUUAUCCAUUUAUUUCUUAGUGACAACAACCUAGCAGGUGAAAUUCCACAGGAGAUUGAUAACUUGCAAAGUCUACAGUUUCUAGCUCUGGGUUCCAAUAGUUUAACUGCUGGUCUCCUCCCGUCAAGCAUCUUCAAUAUUUCUUCCUUGGAGUUAAUUUAUCUUGCCAACAGUGGCCUAUUCGGUAGUCUCCCAGCGGAUAUCUGUAAUCAUCUUCCAGCACUCCAGUACCUUUAUCUUUCUCGUAAUGUGAUCAGCGGCACUAUUCCAAAGACUAUCAACAACUGUACUGCUCUAGAAAUUUUUGAUUUGAACGAAAAUCGCCUGACAGGUGAAAUUCCAGACGAGAUUGGGAAUUUGCAGAGUCUACAAUACUUGCUCCUAGGUUCCAAUGGCUUAACUGGUAUAAUUCCAGCAUCAAUCUUCAAUAUUUCAACCAUAGCAGAAAUUGAACUAGAACAGAAUAACCUUUCGGGCUGUCUACCAUCAAGCUUUGGCCAAUGGCUUCCGAAUCUCGUGCGUCUUACCACAGGAGGAAAUAAACUUACUGGAACAAUCCCCAACUCCAUCUCCAAUGCUUCCAAACUCACUUUCCUAGAUCUGAGCGGAAACUCAUUUUCUGGCCUUUUUCCAAAUACAUUUGGCAACUUGAGACUCCUUGAAUAUCUUGGCCUUGCGGAAAAUAACUUGACCACAGAAUCUCCUAAUGCAGAAUGGAGCUUUCUCUCUUCUUUGACAAAUUGCAGAGAAUUAGAAAAUCUUUACUUAGAUUCUAAUCCAUUGUAUGGUGUCCUUCCCCUUUCAAUUGGGAAUAUAUCUGCAAAUCUUCAAUAUUUUAGAGCAAGCAAUUGCAAGAUCAAGGGCAGCCUUCCUGCAGAAAUUGGUAACUUACAUAGCUUGUUGGUUUUAGACAUUUCGAGGAAUGACUUGAAUGGAUCUAUUCCAACAACUGUGGGAAGAUUACCCAACCUUCAAGGUCUAAGCCUAAGAAAUAACAAUUUGCAGGGAUCCAUUCCAUAUGAGCUUUGUAACUUAGAGAAUUUCUACGAAUUAUACUUAAGUUCCAAUAAUCUCUCUGGACGCAUACAACUGUGCUUGGUGAGAUUGGUCUCUCUAAGAUAUCUUUACUUAGACUCCAACAAAUUGACUUUUGAUAUACCGUCGUCCUUAUGGAGUCUUAAGGACAUCUUGGAAGUAAAUCUGUCAUCAAAUUCUCUAAGUGGUUCCCUCUCUUCAAACCUACAAAAUUUACAUGUCAGAGUUCUAGAUUUAUCAAAGAAUCAAUUAUCAGGUAGUAUUCCUGUCACUCUCGGGCACAUUGAAACUCUAGAAACUCUAUCUUUGGCUGACAAUAAAUUUGAAGGGCAUAUCCCUACCACAUUUGGCACUUUGAUAAGCUUGGUAUCACUAGAUCUGUCAAACAAUAGUCUGUCGGGUGAAAUUCCUAAGUCAUUAGAGUUGCUUUCAUUUCUCAAAAACUUCAAUGUGUCUCUUAAUAGGUUAGAAGGAGAAAUUCCCACCAAAGGACCUUUCAGAAACAUUUCAGCUCAAUCAUUUUUGUUAAAUCAUGCAUUAUGUGGAUCACCAAAUCUAGGCGUACCUCUGUGCAAGGGUGGCACCAUCAAACGAUCAAAGACAACCACUACACUUGUAGUUUUGGCUCAGUAUUUAAAGGGAUACUUUCAGAUGGGAGUAAUGUUGCGAUAA
Molecule: messenger RNA, 2586 nt
Organism: Pistacia vera
Lineage: Eukaryota; Viridiplantae; Streptophyta; Magnoliopsida; Sapindales; Anacardiaceae
Product: LRR receptor-like serine/threonine-protein kinase GSO1
Exons: 5
Coding region: 1-2586 (861 amino acids)
Cellular component (GO): plasma membrane
Molecular function (GO): protein binding
Source: RefSeq, a predicted model, not a curated record